This is a messenger RNA of Aspergillus melleus, 837 nucleotides long. RefSeq lists its product as uncharacterized. The record is from RefSeq and is a predicted model, not a curated record. Lineage: Eukaryota; Fungi; Ascomycota; Eurotiomycetes; Eurotiales; Aspergillaceae. The coding region runs from base 1 to 837 and encodes 278 amino acids. The transcript has a single exon.
AUGCCGCUCACCCAUUUGGACCUGCGCGUAUGUCAUAACCUGGAUACGUUGUUGAUCGCCUCUGACAAACCCACGCUGAAACAUCUCAAUGUCACGAACUCAAUCUGGGACGGAUUCUGCGCGGCCAUCUGGAGAGGAUUUGUCCCUGAAAUAGAGGACCUCGAGCGUGCUCUACCAGCGGGGAAAGAAAGGACGUUACCCAUCACGAGUCUCCAAAUGCGUUGCUAUACUUGGCCUCUUGAGAUCAUCAAACGGCUCUUCUCAUGGCCGGCCCGCCUGGAACGCGCCGACUUGCAUCUGCUGGACGUCGCCCAUGAAGGAAGUACCCCGGACAUUAUCUUGAAGAUCCUCGCCCCACAAGCCUCAUCUCUCAAGGCUAUAUCGAUAGGGUCUCUCCCAACGACUGAAGCGGAGCAUGUUAUGCCGAGCUUUUCCCAGUUCCCUUGCCUCGAAGAGCUCAGCUUAUUCGGCCAGGAUCUCUUCCAGGAGACUCCUGAAAAUGCAGUCCGUCUACUGCAGAGCCCCACCCUCAAACGUCUGACAUUAAUCUGGGAGAUGGGCGGUUUUUAUUUUCACGGAAUCAGGCAGAGUCUCAACGAAGGGCAUAGCUCUUGGCUUAGGGGCUUCCUUGCGCGUUUGAAAAAGUCCGGUACUCUGCCUAGGCUCAAGGUUAUAAGGCUAGAUUAUAAUCAUGGUGAACCGGAGGCUGAUCGCCUAAGGGUACUUGCUGAGCAAUGCGGAAUAUGGAUAGUGUUCUACCAGUGGAAACUCGUGCGUGGUGAAUUUGAGAAAUGGAUACCUGUUAAGGAGGUGGUGGUAGGUAAACGGGAUCUUUGA